Molecule: messenger RNA, 738 nt
Organism: Nematocida homosporus
Lineage: Eukaryota; Fungi; Microsporidia
Product: 20S proteasome subunit beta 5
Exons: 1
Coding region: 1-738 (245 amino acids)
Cellular component (GO): proteasome core complex
Molecular function (GO): threonine-type endopeptidase activity
Source: RefSeq, a predicted model, not a curated record
AUGUUUUGUGAAGGAAGUGAAGGAUAUCUCCAGAACCAGGAUAUACCGUAUUGGGUUAAGGGUGGAUGCAAAGAAGAUGGACUAGGAAAGGAAUCUACGAGUGGAGUUACCUUGCAGAUGGAUAAAGGAACAACAACGACGGCUUUUAUAGUUAAGGAAGGAAUGGUUGUAGCAGUAGAUUCGCGAGCUACAGCUGGGUCUUAUAUUGCUUCGCAAACAGUUAAUAAGGUCAUUGAGGUAAACAAGUACUUGUUAGGUACAAUGGCUGGAGGUGCUGCUGACUGUUACUAUUGGGAGCGAAUGAUGGGAAGGUAUGCUCAGAGUUAUGAGUUGCAUUAUGGUGAGAGAAUUACUGCGGGUGCGGCUGCUCGGCAUUUAUCUACUUUAAUGUACCAGUAUAAAGGGAAGGGGUUAUCAUUAGGAACAAUGGUUUGUGGCUGGGAUACUAAAGGGCCUGGAUUGUACUAUGUGGAUAAUGAAGCCAACUAUGUGAGUGGUAAGUUGUUCUCUGUAGGCAGUGGGUCUUUGUUUGCCUACGGAGUGCUAAAUGCUGAGUACCGAGAAGACCUUUCCCGGGAAGAGGCUUUAGAACUAGGCAAGCGAGCGAUAUUCCAUGCAGGACAUCGAGAUGCUUACUCAGGUGGCGUAGUUAACUUGUACUUUAUUGACCAGGAAGGAUGGCAAAAGGUCGGAUCUUACGACAUCUCAGCCCUAUACCACGAAUACAUGGAGCAAUAA